AUGGCUAGCACCUGCCCUAUUUGUAAACAAGAGGCUUCUGCUGACGGAGCGAAUGUACGCUGUCACGGCUGUGGCAGUGAUUUACAUCAUAAAUGUGCUGGCAUCACGGAGUCAUCAUACAAGUCGAUGGGCAUGAACAGAAAGAUGGCCUGGAAAUGCAGCGGCUGUAAAGCAGACAACAGGAGUGGUUCAAGUGACAAGAGAAACUUGAGUUUGAGUGCUGGCGAGCAAGACCUGACAGCGGCUACCAUACUUGAGCUCAAGAAUAUCGUCUUGGAAAUGAAAAACGAUCUGAAUGAAAGCAUUAAAGGGCAACAAUUUGUGAGUCUGGAGUAUGAGGACAUGAAAAAGCAGAUCGUGGAGUUAGUCCAGGAGGUGAAAUCACUGAAAAAUGAAGUGAGUGAUCUGUUGAACAAGUGCGCCGAGAAGGAUGAAAUAAUUUUGAGGCAGGAAGAGAGAAUCCAAGAUCUAGAAAACCACUCCAGAAACAGAAACAUUGUGUUAUCAGGUGUGGUUGAAAAAAAUGGUGAAAAAGUGGAGGACAUUGUGUGCAGAGUGUGUGAGCAUCUCGAUGUGCACAUUGAGAAGACUGACAUCGAAGCAGCUCACAGAAUUCCUACGCAACGCCCUGGGGUCCCAAAACCAAUAGUGGUGGAACUGCGGUCACGCAAGAUCAGGGAAGAAAUACUGAGAAAAAAGAAGCAAAAGGAAGUGUUCAACGAUGUGAUCUACUCUGGUGAAGGUGGCAAGGUAUUCAUCAUGGAGCAAGUUUCGCCGAAAAUUGGGUAUCUAAAGUACAAAGCCAAACAAUUAGCAAAUAGACAUAACUGGAAAUUUGUCUGGAUCAAAAAUGGAAAACUGUUUGCUAGGAAAGGUGAAAACUCUCCAGUUGUGAAGAUUGUGACGGAGGAAAACCUCGAAGCAAUAAGGUAA
Thrips palmi is the source of this 933-nucleotide messenger RNA. RefSeq lists its product as uncharacterized. NCBI's taxonomy places the organism in Eukaryota, Metazoa, Arthropoda, Insecta, Thysanoptera, Thripidae. The coding region runs from base 1 to 933 and encodes 310 amino acids. The record is from RefSeq and is a predicted model, not a curated record. The transcript has a single exon.